GGGCUCACCUUCUCUCGCUCCCUGGGCACCGCUCACCCAGCUGGCUCCUGGGGACUUGCUCUGAGUGUCACAGGAGGCCCUCUCUCCCGGGAGUCUCUUGGCCUCGAUGGCCGAGUCAGCUUGUCUCUUGAGAGUGUGCUCUUGUGGUUCCUUCUUCCCCUGCCCGCGGCCCCGCCCCACACCUGCCCACACCAGGGCGCCGGAAAUGGCAGGAUGGGAGCCACGUGGCCUCCACCACCAAGCACUGAGGCCACUGAUGGCUCCACAUGGGGUCGGCACUGGGUGCGGGUCCCCUGGACUGAGCUUUGGGUGCAUGGAGCCGGUCUUUGCGCCGUGUGGGGCGCACGCCUGGGGCCGGAAAGGCCUCUCCGAGACCCCUGUGGCGCUAGGACUGCAGACGUGGUGUCCCAUCUCCCUCCUGACGUCUGAGAGCGCCUCCCUCUGGGCCCUGCCCUGGGCGGCUCCCCAGGCUCCAGUGCAGGGCUGACAGCCAGCACCGCCAACCGGGCAGCGUUUCUGGCGGCCACCUUCAGAAGGGGCCGGAGAAACCGCGCCCCUUCCCCUUGGCUCUCAGCCAAGCGCAGGCAGGACGCGGCCUGCCCCGUGGGGCGUCGCUUCGUGGCUGUCCUAAGACGCCACCACGCGAUGUGUCUGUAAACACGGAGGCACCCCUGAAGCCCACCCACAUCCUCAUCGCCCCAGGCCCCUGCCGCUGUCCUGCGUGCCCAUUCGCCUGCCCUGCUGGCACUUUGUGAGGACGUGGAAAGGUACGUGGCUGGGGCAGGCACCUCCCAGGCAGGGGCAGGACCAGAGAAGAGGCGCUGAGUGCCGGGGCCGGCACGACCCACUCAGGGGACGCUUGCGGGGGGCUCUGGGCUCUGUGAUCCGUAGACCCCAGGAAAGCAGGUCUGGAAACCCCCAGGAGCCAGAGCCCGAGGCGAGCUGGAAGAUUCCAGACCCUGGGGCAGCUCGUCCACCGCAGACUCAUGUCUGAGCAUCCAGCAGCUCUUAGAGAACAUUGCUGUCACUCAGAGAGCAUCGUGGUUGCUAUGGAAAUGUCACUUCACGGGGACAACAGUGCUCUGUCUGGCGGCUCCCGGAGGCCCAGCACGGGGUGCUCGGUGCUGUCCUCACCCCACCUUGCUUCUUCCACGCUGUCCCCGUCCCCUCUGCCCCCGCCCUGGGUGGUGCCGCCACAGUGCUCUCCCGUCCGAAAGGGACAUUUACCCCCUCCCUCUGUCCCCCCUCCCUGGCCUUGGGUCCUGGUCAAAGGACUCACCGUGAAAGCCGACAAUGCAGUGUAUACGGGCGGUGGGUCCCCUCCGAGGCUGCCUGUUUCCGUGGGUCCCCCUGGCUUGCGCCCAGGCCAGAACACCUCCUCUAGGUGCCCCUCGAGGGGCUAAGCCCCCGACAGGGAAGGGGAGGCAGGAGGCCCCUGCCUCCUGUCCCGCCUUCCAGUCUCUGCUCUCACUUGUCCUGUGCCAACCCCCCUCGGUCCUCCACCCGCGGCGCCUCCCACUUCAGCCCCGGCUGCUCUGCCUGCCGUGCACGUCCCGGGAGAACGUCUGCGCAGGACUCUGCCCCUGAGCUGUGGGUGGCCCAACCCAGAAGGGGCACCUGGGCCUUGGGGGUCCAGUCUUGGAGGUGCUGGAAAUGCUGUGGUUCCCGGUGGGCCUGGGCCUGCAGAGGAGAGGCCUCAACAAGACCUGAGCCAACUCCCCGUAGAUGGAGGGGUCGGCCCUCCGUUCCUGUGGCCAGGCUUCUUGGGGCCAAGGAGCUGGGACAGAUACACUCACAGGUGAGCAUGAGGGGUGUGGGCCUGGGGGCGGCAUGGCCCGGGUGCAUAAGGAGGCCACAUGUGUGGUGGUGGCUCUGCCUUCUACAGUGUGGCCAGAAGAGGGCCCCCGGGCCCUGCAAGGCUGCACGGACCACCCAGAGGCUGCAGGGCCAGGAUGCUGGGUGUUCAUUGGGCGGCAGAGGGCCCCAGGGCUGGGCUGGCUCAGGGUACGGCCUCCUUCCGGCUGGAGCCCUGUUGGCACUUUGGGCUGGGCCCUGAUGGCAACUCCCUCCUGCUCCCGGGACCGGGCGGCCACUCUAAGCCACUCCCCAGGUACAGCGCGUGGCUGUGCCAGGAGGAUCCCGGGGGCCUGCAGGGUCAUCCUCCCCACUGCCACCCUAUUGGGCUCACGGUUUUCUGCCAGGGGCUGCAGCUCACCGUGCCGCCCACCCUGUGACACCACAGUCCCUGGGGUCCCAACAGCCCAUGCACAUCUGGGGCGAGGCCGGCACCCUCCGCUACCCUCCUCCUCUCACUUCUCCCAAACCUCCACACGGUCAUGGGCACGCGCUCCCCUGUGCGGGCCACGCUUGGGCCGGGAUGCGGCCGGGCUGGCACCUGGGCCCUCAGCAGGCCGCCCUCUGGCCGCUGCCCUGGGGUCUCCUCGAGGGGGCAGCACACAUCCUCCCCUGCAGAGAGACCCCCUUAGCUGCCGAGGCCACACAGAGACCGCAGGUGGUGGUGGCAGGCGUGACUGUCCCCACGCUGGGGGCUUGUCCCUAGUGCCUGGGCCCGUUCUGUGCCCUGCGGAGACCAGACAGGACCAGCAUGCCAUGCUGCCUGGACCCCUGAGGCCUCAUUCUGAACAUGUCUGACCCUCGUCCAGCCCCAGGAGGCCCCUGGAGUGUGCCCUGGCGUGGGGGCCAACGUCCGUCCCACAAAGGCAGACCUUACCUUGAGCCAGGCCUUGGCGCCUCAUCUAUCAGACACAAGGUCCCAGCUCAGAAGGCCUCAUGGAGGCUGGGGAAGGUGCCCGGGCCACCGCCGUAGGCAACAUGCAGGAGGCAGCGUCCUUGGACCUGAGCUCCAUCCAGGUCCCCACCCCUGGGGUCCCUCGCCUGCCUGGAGCUGACCACGCCAGCCUCCGAGGUCUGAGAGGGCGGGAGAGGUGCCCACCCCCACCCUUCCUGUGUGCAGGACUCUGUUUACCCGUAUGUGGAGCCAGAGGGCCCCUGGGGCUCUGACCCCCAGGCAGGCUCCUCUCCCCCAGCCGGGGGCAUCCUUUCAUCGCUUUGCAGCAAGCCCCUCCGAGGAGUCCCCAGGGCGCAGAGACCCCCAUACUGCAGGUGGGGGGGACAGAGGAGAAGGCAGAGGCACCAGGUCUGCCCUCCCCCCGCUGGUGCAGGUCCCAGAGCAGCAGCCCACGGGCCCCGGUCAGCGCUCAGCUGGACACACUCCUGCCUCCCCAGCUGUGCCUCCUGAGACGCGUCCGCCUCUCGGCCGCUGU
Messenger RNA from Acinonyx jubatus (cheetah), 3284 nucleotides. RefSeq lists its product as uncharacterized. The record is from RefSeq and is a predicted model, not a curated record. Bases 1726 to 2652 code for a protein of 308 amino acids. Lineage: Eukaryota; Metazoa; Chordata; Mammalia; Carnivora; Felidae. The transcript is spliced from 2 exons.